Lepus europaeus (European hare) is the source of this 1371-nucleotide messenger RNA. Its product is annotated as casein kinase II subunit alpha'-like. Lineage: Eukaryota; Metazoa; Chordata; Mammalia; Lagomorpha; Leporidae. The transcript has a single exon. The record is from RefSeq and is a predicted model, not a curated record. Bases 497 to 1090 code for a protein of 197 amino acids. Gene Ontology annotation, cellular component: nucleus; protein kinase CK2 complex; cytosol. Gene Ontology annotation, biological process: regulation of chromosome separation; protein phosphorylation. Gene Ontology annotation, molecular function: ATP binding; protein serine/threonine kinase activity.
AAAUGAAUCUUCCUGUUUGGUGCCGCCACCGCCUGGUACUGUGAGCGCAGCGGAGGCCCAGGCAGAGCGUGAGUGCAGCCCACCCAGCCGGCUGAUGUAGGGGCUGUCUUGGCCCACGCCCUUGUGCUCUUCCUCCUCCUCUGGCGGCCCUCAGCUGUCACUGCCCCGCUUCUGCCCCUGGUGACGCCCCUCCCACCUGCCCAUGCCUAGCCCAGCAGGCUGUGAGCAGCAAGGCUCUAUGCCAAAGUGAACAACCUGAGGAGCCAUGAGUACUAGGAUUAUGAGGCUCGCAUCCAAGCUGGGAUAAUCAAGGUGAUUACCAAUUGGUUCAAAAACUUGGUCAGGGAAAGUAUAGCGAAGUAUUUGAGGCUAUUAAUAACAUCACCAACAGUGAGAGAGUGGUUGUAAAAAUUCUGAAGCCAUUGAGGAAAAAGAAGAUAAAACGAAAGUUAAGAUUCUGGAGAACCUUUGUGGUGGAACAAAUAUCAUUAAGUUGAUGGACACUGUAAAGGAUCCUGUGUCAAAGAUACCAGCUUUGAUUUUUGAAUAUAUCAACAAUACAGAUUUUAAGCCACUCUACCAGAUCCCCACAGACUUUGAUACCAGAUUUUAUACGUAUGAACUAUUUAACGCUCUGGAUUACUGCUGCAGCAAGGGAAUCAUGUCCAGGGAUGUGAAACCUCACAGUAUCAUGAUGUAUCACCAACAGAAGAAGCUACGACCGGUAGACUGGAGCCUGGCAGAGUUCUAUCGUCCUGCUCAAGAGUGUAAUAUUUGUAUAGCCUCGAGGUAUUUCAAGGGACCAGAGCUCCUUGUGGACUAUCUGACAUACAGUUAUAGCCUGGACGUGAGGAGUUUGGGCUGCAUGCUGGUGAGCAUGUCUUCCAUGGGCAGGACAGCUAUGACCAGCUUGUUUGGAUUGCAGAAGUUCUGGGUAUGGGUGAAGAAGUACCACAUAGACUUAGAUCUACACUUCAGUCAUAUCCUGGGAGAACGUUCGCAGAAACGCUGGGAGAACUUUAUCCAUGAUGAAAACAGACACUUUGUCAGUCCAGAGGCCGUAGAUCUUCUGGACAAACUCCUGCGAUAAGACCAUCAGCAGCCGACCACUAAGUAGGCCAUGGAGCACGCGUACUUCUACUCUGUGGUGCAGGAGCAGUCCCAGCCUUGUGCAGAUGAUACUGUGCUCUCCAGUGGUCUCAUGGCAGCAUGAUGAAGAUGGGAAAGCAAUGGGUAAUUUGCAUUGAUGCUUGCCAAUAAAAUCAACCAACCAAACACAAAUCUUGAAAGAAAACUAUAGUGUGGUAAAAAGAAAUUCCAAUCAUUCCUUCUAUAAAGAAGAGUAAAGACCUAAAAGCCUGUCAAAAAGAA